AUGGGAGUUGCGCCAGUGAGCCAGGAGGAGCUCUAUGGCAUCGAGCAGCAGCUGCGAUGGGCGGGCAACACUGGAGAUUUGGCUCACGGCAGACGGAUCCAUCGUGUCAUUCUUGGCACCGGCCUCCGAUACAACCGCUUUGUCUCCAAUCUCCUCAUCCAGAUGUACGGCAAGUGCCGGAGCAUCAAAGACGCGACCGAAGUCUUCAGAUCGAUUGCGCGCCCGGAUUUCUACUCGUACAACAUCAUGAUCACUACAUUUGCCUUGAACGGGCAUCUGGAUGACGCCAAUGCUCUCUUUCUUUCGAUGCCCACCAAGGACUUGAUAUCUUGGAACACGGGGUUGGCAUUGUAUGGAAAAUUGGGCCGGCCACACGAUGUAAAGCGAAUGCUUUUUUUUAUGCCCCAACACAGCGUUGCGUCCUGGACAAGUGUCGUGCAUGCAUAUGCCCGCAUUGGGCAUCUUGACGAGGCACGAAGAAUGUUUGACCGCAUCCCUGAGGUCAACACCGUCGCGGCAAAUGUGAUGCUCUCGGCAUAUUCUCAGGCUGGAAGUUACAAGCAGGCGCUAUCGCUGUUCCAGAGCAUAGACCAACGAGAUGUGAUUUCGUGGAGUGGGAUCUUGAUGGCAUAUACCCAAGCUGGCAGCCUACGCGGCGCCAAAAGAAUCUUUGAUUUGAUGCCCAAACGAGACUCUGCAGGGUGGAAUAUAAUGGUCACUGCAUAUGCCCAGAAUGGGCAUAUGUCGGAGGCAAAGGGGCUGUUCCAUUCCGUGCCGGAAUUGACGAUUGUUACGUGGACGGCCAUGAUUGCUUUGUACAGCGAGUGUGGAAACCUCCGAGAGGCAUCUUUCAUGUUUGAUUUAAUGCCCAGCAGGAACAUUAUCAGCUGGAAUGCAAUCCUAGCCGCACACGCCCAAGACGAAAAUUUCACGCUCCUAAAGUCCACCUUUGAUUCCAUGCCGGAACGCGAUGCCGUUUCGUGGACGACCUUGAUACAAGCAUACGGGAUAAAUGCUAAAGUCUUUCUAGCGGAGAAUACGUAUAGAAAAAUGCCCCUCUGGGAUCUAGUCUCAGGGACUGCUCUUUUGGCGGUAUAUGCCGAGAAUAAGGAUCCAGACAAUGCGAGGAUGCUAUUCGAUGAAUUGCCGGAGCGCAACCUGCUGACGUGGAACAAAAUGGUUGCUGCGGUGGCAGCCAGCACGGAGCCAAAGGCAAUCUCAGACAAGAUGCCGGCCUAUGACAUGGCCACGUGGAACACCAUGAUUGAGGGAUAUGGAGGGAGCGGCAACCUUGCUGACGCGGAGGCCUUGUUCCAGAGCGUGAGACACGUCAGCGACUCGGUGAUGUGGACGACAAUGCUCCAGGCGUACGCGACAUGUGGUGACGUGGAGAGAGCCGAGGGGACGUUCAAUGACAUGGCUGCCAGGGACGGGGUGACGUGGAUCGUCAUGCUGGCAGCGUACGGCACGAACGCGCGGCUGGCCGAGGCGGUCCGUACGUUUGAGGCGAUGCCAAAGAGAAACGCACUGGCUUGGAACACGAUAAUGAGCGCUUGCAUCACUCACGGCCUGGUGGAUCGAGCAGCGGAGAUCUUUGCAGCGAUGCCGGAGCCCAAUCUCGCGUCCUGGGCCGCGCUUUUUGGAGCUUUCGCUCACGAAGGAAACACCAACUUUGUCAUCGAGUUCUACCGGGAGAUGAAUCUCGCGGGAGAGAAACCCGACGAGAAUGUGUUCUUGAGUAUCCUCGCCGCCUUUAGCCACGCCGGGAUGAUCGACGAGAGCUUGAAACACUUCGAGUUCCUGUCGGAUCACGGCCUCGCGGCGAUCAAGGAGCACUACUGCUGCAUCGUGGAUGUUCUGUCCAGAGCCGGCCAGUUGAAAGAGGCUGAGAAGCUGAUAGAGACCAUGCCUUUCAUUCCGGAUCAAUCAGCCCUGGGAGCACUGCUGUGUGCUUGCAAGACGCAGAGUGACAUCGAGCGAGGAUCGCGAGCAGCGAGGCUCGCGAUCGAUCUCGAGCCUGAAAGUUCCUGUGCACCACUGGUGGGAAUCGUGAACAUCUACUCUGAGAACCCUCUGAGUUAA
Messenger RNA from Selaginella moellendorffii, 2082 nucleotides. RefSeq names its product pentatricopeptide repeat-containing protein At4g02750-like. The transcript has a single exon. Gene Ontology annotation, biological process: RNA modification. Bases 1 to 2082 code for a protein of 693 amino acids. NCBI's taxonomy places the organism in Eukaryota, Viridiplantae, Streptophyta, Lycopodiopsida, Selaginellales, Selaginellaceae. The record is from RefSeq and is a predicted model, not a curated record. Gene Ontology annotation, molecular function: RNA binding; protein binding.